This is a messenger RNA of Diaporthe amygdali, 1806 nucleotides long. RefSeq lists its product as uncharacterized. The transcript is spliced from 3 exons. The record is from RefSeq and is a predicted model, not a curated record. Lineage: Eukaryota; Fungi; Ascomycota; Sordariomycetes; Diaporthales; Diaporthaceae. Gene Ontology annotation, molecular function: oxidoreductase activity. The coding region runs from base 1 to 1806 and encodes 601 amino acids.
AUGCGACUCAACGCCACUGCUGCUCGCACAUAUGAGGAACAGUCCUUACUGUUACAUGCAUACUUGGGUUCCUUCUUUACUACGUGUGUUUUAUGGAGGAAGCUGUGGAAUGCGGCUCUCGUCUUCACAACGCUAUGGAUUUGCUCGAAACCCUCGGAGGGAUCCGAGGUCAUGGUUGUUGGCUUCAGGGUUUGCAACCAUACCCGCCAGGAAGUCGAGAACCUCCAAGCACAACGACCACGAGAAACGUCAUCCUUGCAAGAACACACCUCUUCAAAUGCAAUACGCGAUCUCACAUUCACUCUGUCAUCUUCAUGGCUGAGCUCCUUGACCGAAGACCACAUGCCGACCACACAAAGCUCUGCGAAACCACGCGUUUGUGUUGUCGGAGCGGGGAUCAGCGGCCUUAGGGCGGCAGGUCUGCUCGCCUCAGCGGGAUGUGAGGUCAGCAUUUUCGAAGCGAGACCCCGUAUCGGCGGACGUGUUCACCAGUCUACCCAGUUGGGAGGUCUAGUGGAUAUCGGUGCCAGUUGGAUUCACGGAACGGAAGGCAACCCGUUUGUGGAACUGGCCAAGAAGUCGGGGACGGCUACGGUGGCUUGUGGCGCGGUUUACUCCAUGUUCGACAUGCAAGGCCGCUAUAUGGAAAGGACGCUCGCCAAGGACCUGUAUGAGAAAGUGUGGGCAAUACUGGAUGAGGCAUCCGAGUACAGCAAGACACGGGGUCCAAAUGUUCAUCUAGGAGCAUCACUGAAAGCUUUUGUGAGUGCGAAGCUGAACAAAAACGACGAUGAGGAGCGUUUGCUUGCAUCGGUCAUUGAGAUGUGGGGGGCAUUUAUGGGCGCAGAUUACGAAACUCAAAGUCUGAAAAACCUCUGGCUUGAUGAGAGUAUCGAUGGUGCGUCGACAUAUAAGAGACUCGUUGAGAACUUGGCUGAAGAUGCCGUAUCGCGCUCUGAUCUGCAUCUGAACACUGAAGUUAUUCAUGUCAAGAACGCGGAGAGCCUCAAGAACAAAGCCUCGGAGCACCAAGUGUGGGUGACGACAAGAGACGGGCGUACGGAUGCUUUCGACCAGGUCAUCAUCACAGCACCUCUCGGAUGGCUCAAACAUAAUCGUCAAAUCUUUUCCCCGGCGCUGCCCCCUCGACUGUCGCAGGCCAUUGAUUCCAUUGGGUACGGUAACCUCGAGAAAAUAUUCAUCCGCUUCCCGAAGGCUUUCUGGGAUGACGUCGGACGAGCACCUGGCCAAAUUACCUUCCCUAUUGAGUCACUAUUCUUGCAGCCCAAAUACGCACCCGAGACCAAUCCAAAUGAAUGGCGUCAGGAGAUUAUCUCGCUUUCCGGUCUUCCGGAACCAUACGCCCAAUCUGUUAUCAUGUUCUUCACUUACGGCGAAUGGGGCCGCCACAUAUCCAGUCUCAUCAGGGGUUACAACAAGGAAUCGUCCGAAUAUUAUGAGGUACUUGACUCCCACUUUCGGCCCUACUAUUCGCGUUUACCACAGUACAACGCUGAGUCUUCUGACUGCAAACCAAUUGGUUUCCUGUCCACAGACUGGCAGAAUGAUCAGUUUGCUGGCUUUGGGUCUUUCACAAAUUUCCCCGUUGGCCAAGGAAAUGGCGCCGAAGAUCUAGAAGCACUGAGACAAGGUAUCGGCCGAGAAAGAGGUGUUUGGUUCGCAGGAGAGCACGUGGCUCCCUACAAAGGCAUUGGCACGGUUCUGGGUGCCUAUCAGAGCGGCGAGUUUGUCACGAAAGAGAUCAUUAAGUCGCUAAAAAAGGACAAAGAGGAAGAAAAAGUCUAG